Messenger RNA from Octodon degus (degu), 1971 nucleotides. Its product is annotated as basigin-like. Bases 1129 to 1674 code for a protein of 181 amino acids. The record is from RefSeq and is a predicted model, not a curated record. NCBI's taxonomy places the organism in Eukaryota, Metazoa, Chordata, Mammalia, Rodentia, Octodontidae. The transcript is spliced from 2 exons.
CCUAGGCAGGCGCUUAGUCUGCUGAGCUAUCUCACCUGCUGAACUAUUGCACUGGCCGUGCAGCCGUCAAGUUCCAGUCACCUGGCACGGUCAGGGAGGCCAGUCCCAGGAAAUGCAGGUUACCAGGAGAUCCCUUGUCGAAAGGUACCACUAGAAGUGGCUUCCAAGUGUCCUGGUCCGGUCCUGAGUGCCAUGGGCCACUCAGGUAGGUAGUUCUUGGGUCCUGUACUUGAAACUGUGGAGGAGGUGCCACCCUGCACUACAGCCAGCAGCCUCAGGCCUCGGAAGGCACCCUACACCCUACUCAGCUGCGCAUGUGUGCACCUGCAGGUGUGUCCAUCUGCAGAUGUCAGGCUGAGACCUGCUCCUUUACUGCUUGGAGCUAAGCGUGUGCGCACAUAUCACUGUGCGCAUGUGUCUGCAGCCACGUGUGUGUCCUCACGCCUGCAGAUGUGGGAACCUGCCUGUCCCUGGGCCAGCAACUGCCACAAGGAGUCUGAGUGUCCCCUGCCCCUCUGCACUUAGUUCUGUGACCUUGUCUCAAGAUAGUACUCUCACUCUGGCCACGCCUGCCAUUGGACCUCACCUUGUGGGGGCCCUUCAUCAGAGACUGGGGGUCCUGAGGUUUGGCCUGAGAGUGGAGCCUGCCAAGGGCUGGAGAAUUACGUGCCCUUGUGGAGUCAGAGGUUUAGUCUGCCCCAGUACUGGCCUGGCCCUCAGUGCACAGAGGAUCCACAGACAGACAGCAUCUCAUGUGGGCUCAGGGAAGGGCUUGGGUGUGAGUUCUGGUUCCCCUGCAGGCUAGGAAGAGUUCCCACUCAGGACAGUGGGACUGGGGGGGCCUGACCUGCUGCACCCUCAGCCUAGGAUCUCUGUGCCACCCAGUCCCGUAUUUUGUUUGGGGCCAGAUGGUUUCAGUUGCUGUCAGCAGUCCAUGUCACCCAUGAGGACUGGGCCACUGGAUGGAGACAUUGUCCCUCUGUCCCUCUGCGGGGCUGCCCAUGCACAGCAGCCACCUGACUCCUCAGCACUUCUCCCUGGGAACGCAGAGAAGCGCGGUCAUCCAGGGCCCCCUCCCAGGAAUGACAGCCCUGACCCUCUCCCAUAGCUGGCUUCCUCACAGCCCCGAUGUCCCAGGAGGGGUGGGCUGGGGGCAACAUCCAGCUGCAUUGCGAGGCAGUUGGCAGCCCUGUCCCCGAGAUCCAGUGGUGGUUUGAAGGGAACUGGCCUGGCGACCCCUGCUCCCAGCUCUGGGAUGGCGCCCGGCAGGACCGUGUCCACAUCCACGCCACCUACCGCCAGCACGCGGCCAGCACCAUGUUCAUCGAGGGGCUCACCGCCGAGGACGCAGGCACCUAUGAGUGCCGCGCCAGCAACGACCCUGACCGUAACCACCUGACCCGCAUGCCCAGGGUCAAAUGGGUCCACGCCCAGGCAAGCGUGGUGGUCCUUGAACCCCAGGGCUCCAACCUGAAAUGGGAAUCAACAAGACAGGAGCACAGCCUGGACAGAAACCGUAGCCCUGCCUCCCUGCUCCGCGCAUCUGCCUGUCCUGCUCCGUCCGUACACCCCUGUGAUCCUCGUUGCUGGCCCGUCUCCCCUGCAUGUGUCCAGUGGGUCUGGGGUCUGGGCUUAGCAGUACCUGUGGCCCUCGAGGGCCUCUGCAGCGUUUAGUGCGCUGUGUUCAGGUUUGGACUCCCGAGAGUUGCCAGCAGCUGGGUGGGCGGUUUGCUGUGCUGGAGGUGAGGGUUCCUAACGGGGAGCCCCGUGGCUGUUUCCUGGAAAGGAGGCCUAGUUUUGUGGGGCCCCUGUACCAGGUUGGUCCUCCAUGCUUAUGGAGAGUUUUAGGGUGUUCUUGGCCUCCUGAGGGAGAGGCCUUGGAUGGACAGGGGCCCUCUGUGCCCCUCAACCCCUGGGCACCCCUCAGAGCAAAGUUCCCUCCAUCCCGUGCUCAUCUCUCCUUGCUGUGGU